CAAUAAUACAAAGGUUUGAAAUGCUGCAAAGGGAUUUAGAUAGCACGUAGAGUGCUCUAAAACCCAAAAUUGACACAACACCGAGUGUUGAAUAAACCAAUCAAGAAUUCGGCUGUUGAAGCAUAUGCGACCAUUUUCUAAGCCUUUAUGAAAACCAGACAACAAAGUGUCUAAGCUUCAACACAAUACUUCAUGCAACACAAUCACUAAACGCAAGUGGAGAGUAUGGGAAGAAAACAAGUUCCAUAAAGGAAAAUUUUGAGAAAACGCCAAGAUUCACGGGGAAGUGAAUAUAUCAAACAAUAAUUCUUUACUUUGCCACAAAGGAAAAAGAGGAAAGCCACCUGAUAAUGUCAUAGUUUGUAGUGAAUACAUGUAGGGGAGUGCAUAUUGCAGUAGAAGAUUGCACAAGGGCAAAGAGUGUCAUCAACGCACGCACAAGUAGAAUCAUAGCAGCAAAAAGAAAAAAUAGAUUUCAUAAAGAAAUAAAAAACACUUAUACUAAACAUGGGUAAACUAACUUAGGGUCUAGAUCUGGGGGUGGGGUUUAAGAUUUUUAAAAAUAUAUAACUAAUAUUUAGAAAACUAAAAUAAUAAUUUUAAAAAUAUUUUCAAAAAUUAUUUUUCGAUUUUAAAAUAAAAUUUAACAAACCGAAAUUUUUUUUUUCCAAAAAAGUUUCUAAUUGAAUGAUUUUUUUUUUGAAAAAUUUAUAAUUGUCGUUUACCUCUUUAAUCAAACAAACAUCUUUUGCUUAUUUUUCUACUUAUGUGUUCUUUUGGUCAAAAAAAUACAUUUAUUGUCUUUUGGGAGAUUUGCCCCAUUUAUAAUUUUAAUAAUUUUUUUACAAAAAUAAUUAUUUAUUAAACAUAUAAAAAUAAAUAAAUAUUAUAAAAUUUAAAAAUGAUAAAUAAAAUCUUUUUUUCAAUAUUAUUUUUCAAAAAAAGAUUUCCAAAAUUUUUAGUUUAUAAAAGAGUUUUCUUAAAAGAGAAAGUUGAAGAUCUUCAAGAACAUGUGAUAUCUUCUUGAAUUUAUAAUUUUUUCUGAAUUCAAAAAAACAUUUCAUAAAUAUGUAAAUUGACUUCUUGAAAGAAACUAAUAUAUAUAUUUAGGAAAUUCUUCCUAAAUGUGUAACAUCUUCCUGAAUUUAAUUUAUAUGUAUAUUAAAAUAUUACUCAGUAUAUAACAUCUUUCGAAAAUUUAUGAAAAUGCUUUCAAACAUGUAUAAUAAAGUUUAAAUACCGAAUUUAUGAAGGUCUUCUGAAAAAUUUAGGAAGAUGUUAUACAUAUUUAAAAAUAUUUCACUAAAUAUACAUAUAAUACAAACUCAAUAAGGUUCAUGAAGGUUUUUCUAUAUAUAUAUUUAUUUGUUUUUAAAUAUUUAUUAAUGAAUGUAUUCCUAAAUUUUAUGAAAAUAUUAUACAUAUUUAUCAAUAUAUUUCUAAAUUUUAUGAAAUAUUAUACUUAUUCAGGAAAAUCUUUAUAAUUUCUUUUUUGUUAAUUAUGAUAUUACAAACUAUAAGAAACAUUACAUAUACGAUAUUACAGCCGACAAUUCUAUCUGUAACGUCUAACUGCAUCACUCUGGAGUCGCCGUAUGAGAUCCAUUCCUGAGGGGACUCUUUGCGCUAUGCUGAAGAUCUCUGAUAAGCCUUUUUCUCGAAUAUUCUGCAUAAUUCGUCUUUGCUGUGAAUCGAAACUCAAAUCUUCUAGUGUAGAAACAUUAAUGAACUAUUGGUCAAGGGCUUCCACUAAAGUCUUUAUAAGCAUAGAUUCUGAAUGAUAUCAUAUUUAUAUAAAAAACUUUACAAUAAACUUUUCAAAAGAAAAUUAGAAAUUGUUUUUGUACAUUUAAAAAUAAUAAUAUUUAUCUAAAUAUUAUAUAUAUAUAUAUAUAUAUAUAUAUAAGGGGUGUAAUUAUCUUUUAUCUCUUUUCAAGAAAUAUAUUUUGGUCAUUUGACCCUUAAAUGCUAGUUUAAAAACAAAAAUUUGGUUUGUGAUUUAUAAAGCUUUUUCUUUUGUCAAUAGCAUACACAGACUCAACUAAGACUCUGCAAACCACACCGAUAACUCGGCAUCCAUAUGAACGACAAACGACGAUUUCUGCCUAACACUCCGUGCAAGACUAUCCACCUUUGUAUUAAGCGUACGAGGUAUAUGAAUGAGCUCCGAGUGAUUGAAACUUUCUUUCAUCAUCUUGAUGUCUUCCAAAUAAUUUGCAAAUGCCGGCCAUUCUUCUGGUUCCAAAACCAUCUUCACUAAUUGAGAAAAAUCCGUUACAAACGUAAUAUGAUACUCCCUUAAAUUCUUCAUGCAUUCCAUUGCCCAGAUAAGGGCUUCGACUUCCGAGUGAAGUGGUGUUAAACUUUCCCUUGUGUUUUUGGCUCCCAUUAAUCCUGCAAAAUCUUCAAGAGUACUAUACCAUCCUUGUCCGGAAAGAAUAUCAUUCUCCUUCCAUGACCCAUCCGUGAAACACCAUCUCUCUGGUAUAUUAGGUAAGACUUGUAACUCCACUUCCCUAGUUUGUAUAACCCUCUCAGUUAUCGAUCCUUGGGAUUCUCUCCAAAUCAAUGAUUCAGUGUCUGCCAAUUUUAAAGAAUCUCUUGGAUCAAUAUCUAUGUUGCUAAAAACCUUGUUAUUCCUGGCUUUCCAAAUAUAUCAUAGAAUCCAAGCAAAAUGGUGGUCUUCCAUCUGCAAGACUACCCUCAAAUACAAAUAAUCCAUAUUUGUGUAGAGCGACUGAGUAGGAAAGUUUUCUGGAUUUGAGGGAAUCUUUGAUAGAGCGCAUACCUGAACUGCCGGUGGAUAUUAAAAAAAUACAUGAUUUAUUGAUUCUUUGGCCGCUCCACAUCUUGUACACUGUGUAUCCCCUUGUAUCCCUCUAGUCUUCAGAUUUUUCAUUACCGAAAUACAACCCGAAACUAUCUGCCACAAAAAGUAUUUUAUCUUCGGUGGGCAUCUGAUUUUCAGCAAAAAGCCUUACGAGGUGUGACAUUUGAACCAUAUAACAAUAUUGAUUCCUCCACAUCCGGAUAAACCCGUUCAUUUCACUAUAUAUCUGCCAUUAUUAGUGAAAUGCAGGUAAGAAUAUAUUGUUUUAACGGUAGUGAUUGUUUAAAGCUAUUUCUUUAUAAGAAUAUAUUGUUUUCUUUUAUUUUUUUUAAAAAAAUAUUACACAAAUUAUUUUAAAACAUAUCAAAAGAACUAAGACUAUCUACAAUGGUUACUCAUUUACAACACCCACUUUUUUUCUUUUAACACUCCACCUCAUAUUCUCUCUCUUUCACAUCAUUAUUCAACAUCUACAUAACUUUUACUCUCUACAAUAGUUUUGUUUAAUAAAAUUACAACACCUUACCCCACCAUUUUUAUUUCAUAUUUUUUAUUUUAUUUAUGUUUAUGUUUUUUGUGAUUACAUAUUAUUAAUCACCGUUAAUAUCAAAUUAAAUUUAAAUAAGUAAAAUUAAAUAAUUUUAUAAAAUAAUUUUAGUUUUAAUAUUUGUUUUUAAUUUUAUAUAUUAUUUUAAUUUUUUUAUACAAAUAAUAAAAACGAGAAAUAGAAAUAGUCAUUACUAAAACACAUACAAUGAACAUAAAUUUAAAAUGCAAUACAAUAAACACACAACAAGUAAGGAAACACCCAUAACUUAAUUAGUACAAUAAGCAUCCCCAUAUUCUUCUGCAUCUAGAAUGGCUUCAUGAAUACCGCUAAUAUCACCAAGAGCCAUUUGUGUAGAAAACUCAGGAAAAUCAGUUGCUCCAACAUUCAAAUCAGCUACAUUACCCGUUGGAGCAGAAGAAUAUGGGGAUGCUUGAGAUGGAUAAGACAUCAUUGAUCCAUAAUAUGGACGAUAAUUUGGAACGGCUGACGGCAUGAAGAAAUUUGGUGGAUAACCAUAAUUUGACAUAUGCUGGGGUUGGUUGGGAGAUUGAUUUUGAAACUGAUAGUUGUUGGGAUUUGGGUAGUUAAAAGGGUAAUUAGAAGAGUUUUGAGUGUUGAAAGGGUUAUUGUUUAGAUCCAUUUAGGUAAACAGAUAUUUAAAGCUAAAACAAAAGUUUAUUGGAGACUAAACCUUUUUUUUUAAAGACGGAUUUUUUUUCUGUGUCCAAAUCAAAUGAAAGUGGUAUCUAUUUAUAGAGAAUGAAGAAUUAUAAAUUUUGAUAUAAAUUUUGAUAUAUUUAUUUAUAAAUAUUAUGAAAUAAUUGAAAUUAUAUAAUUGAGAUGCAAAAUAAAGACAUGAAAAUCAAAGUAGCUAAUCAUAAUGCAACACUUGUCACAUUUAUCCUCUUCUUUCUACUUUCAGGGGUGUUGAAAGUUUUCAACACUAAAUUUGCCAUCUCACGCCACAUCACUUCUUUUUUUAUUACAACAAACCAUUGGAGUAAGAUUACUUUUUUCAACUGUUGUAAAAUAGUUUACAACAAACCAUUGUAAGUAGUCUAAAAAGGAAAAAAAACUGUAACAAAAGAACACAAAAACGAAGUACAUAAGUAAAAAGAUAAUAUAAGAUGGAAAGUUUGUGAAAUGGUAAAAGGACAAAAAAUCAGAAAAGGAAGUCUUAUACUAAAAUGAUAAAUCUAUGGAAAGUAAAAAUAAAAAUAAAACAUCAUACCACCGACUUCCAACCCUAAAGAGGAUUUAUCAAAACCUAUUUAACCCCACGAAGUUUUCUUUGUAGCUAGAUCAUAAUGAAGCCCUCUAGCUUCCCAUCCAAGUCAACCAUUGAUGUCGAGAAAGCCAAUAACAACCAAAAGGACAUAGCGCUGAUCGUUUCGAAGAAUCUCUCCUCUACCAAAGCCAAACACUCGAACUCCGUUUUCUCACCAGUGUCAAUAAACUCCGCGCUCACUUUGGCGGCUUCUUGUCCCGGCGGUUCUUCAGUCUCCGAUGAGAUCCUCUCCUUUCUGAGGUCUUCUUCAACCGAUGAACUCAACGCCGUCUUCAGCAAGAUCGUUUCCGUUGUCUUUGCUUACCAUAGCGCGAACGGUGGACCGAAGAUCUCGUCCGUCAAUGGUGUCUGGAUCGAUAAAACGCUACCCAUUGAUUCAUCGUUAAAGGAUCUCUUUGAGAAUUUCUUCAAAGCUGUUUUCGAUCGCGUAGACUUCCGCUCAAAGGUAAGCUUUUUGUUACUGUUUAUAUGCUUUGUUUCUUUAAAGUAAACUCUGUUUCUAAGUUCUGUUUCUUGAAUUAACUCUCUGUCUCUGUGCUCUAUUUCUUGAUUUAAUUUUGUUUAUAUAUUCUGUCUUCAUACUUUAUGACAUAACAUGCCGAGCAAGUGCGUAGAGAGCUGAAUAAAUGGGCUGAAGAUCAUACCAAUGGUCUCAUCAAAGAUCUUCUUCCUCGUGGAUCCAUCUCGAGUCUAACCAACUGUGUUUAUGGAAACGCCUUGUACUUCAAAGGAGCAUGGCAAGUUCCAUUCCUCAAGUCCAACACGAGGGAUAGAGUGUUCCACCUUCUCAAUGGAACCUCAGUGGCUGUGCCAUUCAUGAGCAGCUACGAGAACCAAUACUUAAAGGCUUAUGAUGGUUUCAAGGUCCUCAGGAUACCUUAUCGACAAGGCGAUGAUGAGACCAAUCACAGCUUCUCUUAUCAACAAGGCCUUUUCGGUGAUGCUACCAGUCACAGCUUCCCUUUUGGACAAGGUGGCUAUAGUACCAAUGGCAGCUUCUCGAUGUACUUUUAUCUCCCAGACAAGAAUGAUGGAUUGGAUGAUCUUGUGAAGACAAUGGCAUCAACUUCAGGAUUCUUGGAUUAUCACGUUCCAAGAUGCAAAGUUUUAGUUAAUGAAUUCAGAAUCCCAAAGUUUAAGAUCGCUUAUGGCUUAGACAAUUAAGACUUGGGAUUACGUUCAAUGGCGUUGUAUCAUAAAGCAUGUGUGGAGAUUGAUGAAGAAGGCGCUGAAGCUGCUGCUGUCACUUUUGCAUACAGUGAUGAUGAAUGUUCCAUGUAUAUGAACCCUCCUAAGAGGAUAGAUUUUGUGGCAGAUCAUCCAUUUUUGUUCUUAAUUAGAGAAGACAAAACUGGAACUGUUUUGUUUGUUGGUCAGAUAUUUGAUCCUUCCGACAAAUCUGCUUAGGCUUUCGGUUUGGUUAUUUGGCAAAAAGUGGAAUUCGCUUUU
Messenger RNA from Brassica rapa (field mustard), 6117 nucleotides. Its product is annotated as serpin-Z1. Gene Ontology annotation, molecular function: serine-type endopeptidase inhibitor activity. The record is from RefSeq and is a predicted model, not a curated record. NCBI's taxonomy places the organism in Eukaryota, Viridiplantae, Streptophyta, Magnoliopsida, Brassicales, Brassicaceae.